CAAUACGUCAAUGAAUACACGUAGUAAAUGUGUACACGUUGCGAAAAUAACGAAAUGUAAACAUUGUAAUCUCGAUCUCUACAUCUCUAUGUAAAUUCUACAGACCAACAAAUCAACAGCAGGAUUUGUUCACCAGCUCAGUGCACUAUCGUAGAUUUGGUUACGUUACCUAGCUAAGAUUGAUUAGUUCUAAUUCUCACUACCAAUUUCUCUGAUCCGAUCAAUUAUAUCAAGCCACUGCAGCUGCACGUGCACUGUACCGAUCUCCGGAACCAACGGAGGAAGGACAAGAAGAAGAAUUAAGUCGACAAUUAUACAUUUAUUUUGAGAAGUGCAGUGACUACACAUUUAGACAAUGGACCAUCUACCAGAAGUUAUCCAGGAGCUGAUCACAAAGAGUAACGAGGCCAAGAAUAAUGCCUUCUGUCCGUACAGCAACUUCAGAGUCGGAGCUGCUCUUCUAACAGACGAUGGAACGAUUAUCCAAGGAUGCAAUGUAGAGAAUGCUUCAUAUACUCUUGGAAUCUGUGCUGAACGGUGUGCUAUCUUCAAGGCGGUCUCAGAAGGAUACAGGCACUUCAAGGCUAUGGCCAUCUCAACGGAUGUUGAGAAGCUCUACUCGACGCCAUGUGGAGCCUGUAGACAGAUCAUGUAUGAGUUUGGCUCGGACAUGGACGUCUACAUGACCCGACCUGACCUCACCUACAUAAAGAAAACUCCCAGGGACAUCCUCUGUUACCCCUUCGGCCCCGAGGAGCUCCGCAUGUUAAAAUCCGGAGAGGUACCAAAAGUGGAUGGUGACCUCAACGACAACAAAAUGGUGGAUGGUACCGGCGAUGCCAAAGCUCACAAAAAACACAAAGGAGACACUGCUAUACCAGCUCAAUGAAGAGCCCCCACACACAUGUUCAUAAAUGCCUAAGGAAACCUGCUUUAGCAACCACCUGUGUAGAAAGACUGCCUGUCUUUAGAGACCAUGCAUCUUGGUCCUUGUAUUCAGGUUUCAAGGUUUAAUGAUAGAUACUGGAAUUUCUUAAGACGAGAGAAGUCCAUGACCUGCUUUCAUAAACCUGCCCUUAGCAACCACCUGUGUAGAAAGACCGUCUGUCUUUAAAGACCAUGCAUCGAUCUUGGUCUUUGUAUUCAGGUUUCAAGGUUUAAUGGCAAGGAUUCUGGAAUUUCUUUAGACAGAGAAAAGUUCGGACCACCCAACCUCUUAAAGCCCAUCUGUACUAGUUUAGGCAGGGGAGAUUAGACCUCCCUGCAAGGUCACUGACAGGUGGUUAUCUCAU
Strongylocentrotus purpuratus (purple sea urchin) is the source of this 1292-nucleotide messenger RNA. RefSeq names its product cytidine deaminase (gene cda). The record is from RefSeq and is a predicted model, not a curated record. Gene Ontology annotation, cellular component: cytosol. Gene Ontology annotation, molecular function: zinc ion binding; cytidine deaminase activity. The transcript has 5 exons. NCBI's taxonomy places the organism in Eukaryota, Metazoa, Echinodermata, Echinoidea, Camarodonta, Strongylocentrotidae. The coding region runs from base 356 to 889 and encodes 177 amino acids.